This is a messenger RNA of Trypanosoma cruzi, 1545 nucleotides long. RefSeq lists its product as uncharacterized. Bases 1 to 1545 code for a protein of 514 amino acids. The transcript has a single exon. The record is from RefSeq and is a predicted model, not a curated record. Gene Ontology annotation, molecular function: protein binding. NCBI's taxonomy places the organism in Eukaryota, Euglenozoa, Kinetoplastea, Trypanosomatida, Trypanosomatidae.
AUGCGUGUGAGACGGGCGACGACAAUGACGGCGGCGUCAUCCGUGAUGCAUCGCCAGCAGUGCCGUUGGGACCUCUCGACACCAUCCGUGCCGCGACAACAACAGCGUCCAUUCCGCCGCACAAAACGGACAAAUUAUGCGGAUCGAGAGCAUGUGUUGUUCCCGGAUAUGUGCACUUCCUUUGGGGGUGGUGCGACUGUGGAAGGAAAUCGCAGUCUCAACCCCACCACCACCGCCACCACCCUUUCUUCCUUGUUCCUUUCAACAGCAACCCCAACGGAGGCGGUGUCGACACAAACAACUUCCAUCUAUACAAAGCGGGUGUCACUCUCGCAUGGCGAUCGGGUGGAGUUGCAAAAGUCGGCUCUGGCGCUCAACGCUUUGGCAACGCCCAUUGUGGGUCGAUUGCUGUACUACGGGCUCACGGCAAUGGCGUAUAUACGAUACAGCGUUGGACAUGUAUCCUUCUACACACGAAAAAGCGUAGCACCUCCGCUUUCUACUUCGUCUUCUGCAACGACGGAGACGUCAUCCUUAUCGUCUAAUUGCUCAGUAUCUUCAACUUCCAUACAACAUCUCAUUGAAAUGGGGGCGUAUGAACAAGCGGCAGCAGCAUUUGCAACUGAGAGGGGCGAUAUCAGUUCUUCUCAUUGCGGUGUAAAUGCACCUCUUUUCCGCGGUAUCCUGCACGGAAAGGCGCUGGAUUGUCUUUACGUGGGCCUAAGUUCCAUUCAUAGUCGUGGUCUCAUGACAUCGCGUGACAUCCCGCGUGGCACCCGCAUCGUCACGGAGCCACAGCGCAGUUACAUGGACGCCGCAAACUUUCUCCCACUAUUGGCGGACACGCAUCUAAGACUUCCUGACACUUGGCACUACACACACCCAUCCGGGGUGUUGUUGGAACUCGUGACACAGCCGUUGCCACACCACAUCAUGAAUCAUAGCUGCGAUCCGAACGUCUGUAGCGGCCUCUCCCGUCAGUUUUGGCCAGCGGCAAUUGCCUCCCAUAAUGCCGAGCUUCUCAACCGCAUCCAGAGCUUCCCGCACUUUGAUGACCCGAACAGUUUUUUCACCACCCGCGAUGUGCCGGCCGGAGGUGAGUUGACGUUGAGUUACGCCCACCGCGUCGCCCCGCUAUUUUCGGGUGAGGACCCACUGCAGAAGUUUUUUGUGAUGUGCCGCUGUGGUUCGCCCAUGUGCCGCCACUUUUUGUACCGUCCAACCGAUGAUGUCAUGCGUUAUGUCAGUCAGCUAUCUCGUUCCUGGAGUGGAGGCAAAAAAAGAAGGAAAAGCAUUCAUGACGAAGCCGAUGACAUCUCGCGGCUGCUUCAGUUGGGAUUUGAUGAUGAGACGGUCCUCCUGUCACUCCUGCCGUCGCGGACACAACUUAUGGCGUACAUGCGGACACAUUUGGCAUCGUCCCGCCGCACCGCGUCAAAGGGCCAGCUGCUGGCGUGCUACAGACAUGUUUUCAAACUCCUCAACGAGGCCGCACCGAAGGAGCAGAACCCAUAUGAGGAUGUUUCUUGCAGAGAGAGAAAAUGA